AAGGCCGCGCUGAUAAGCGAGACCAGGCGGCGUUUCGAGGCGGAGUACCUGUCAGAUAAAUCAGAUAAAUACGAUUCUAGAGAUGUGGAAAGGCUUCAGCAAGAUGAUAAAUGGGUUGAAAAUUAUCUUAUUUGGCGGCAUGACGUUGUGGAUGAUACAUUAAAGAUGAUUCAUGAAAGCUUUCAGUGGAGGAAAGAAUAUACAGUUAAUGAUUUGUCAGAAGCUGUUCUUCCAAAAUGGUUAUUUGAAAGUGGUACUGUCUAUCUGCAUGGAUAUGAUAAAGAGGGCUAUAAAUUAUUUUGGUUCAGAGUGAAACAUCAUGUAAAAGAUGCUAAACAACAACUUGAUAAAAAGAAAGUGGUAGCUUUUUGGCUAGAACAUUAUUCCAAGAGAGAUCAUGGAAAGCCCUUAACAGUGGUAUUUGACAUGUCUGAAACAGGAAUCAGUCACAUAGACUUGGAUUUUGUUCGGUUUAUUGUCAACUGUUUUACAGAUUAUUAUCCAAAUUUCCUCACAAAGAUAGUGAUCUUUGAAAUGCCAUGGAUAAUGAAUGCUGCUUUUAAAAUUGUGAAGGGUUGGCUUGGCCCAGAUGCAAUAAGCAUGUUAAAGUUCACAAACAAGAGUGAUGUACAGGAAUACAUCAGUGGAGAAUAUCUGCCACCUCACAUGGGUGGAACUGAUUCUUUCAAGUACAGCUAUCCUCCAUUGGUUGAUGAUGAUUUUCAAACUCCUCUGUGUGAGAAUGGGCCCAUUACUAGUGAAGAUGAGCAUGAAAGUAAGGAAGAGAUAGAUACCAAGGAGACUGGGGAGCUGAAUGAAGAACAAAACCAUAAUCAGAAAAAGAUGAAUUCUGUAGAACAAAUUUCCAAAUCAGAGGAAACUGACAAAACAGAGUCCAAACCAAAAAAUGCAAAGAAAGCAUUAACUACUUUUAAAGGACCUUUAUUACAUAUCAGCCCAGCAGAAGAAUUAUAUUUUGGAUCCAAAGAAACUGGAGAGAAAAAAUGUUUGAUAGUUCUCACAAAUGUCACUAAAAACAUAGUAGCUUUUAAGGUAAGAACAACUGCUCCUGAAAAAUACAGAGUUAAACCCAGUAACAGCAGCUGUGAACCUGGCACAUCACUGGAUAUAAUAGUCUCUCUUCAUGGUGGUUUUGCAGCUUCUCUGCAGGAUCGUUUUCUUAUAAUGGCAGCAGAAAUGGACCAGUCUUCUGGAGUAAGUGCACCAGAACUGGCUCAGUUUUGGAAAGAAGUCCCUAGGACCAAAGUGAUGGAACAUAGGCUCAGGUGUCACAUGGUAGAAAGUAGUAAGCCUUCUUCUCUAACAUUAAAAGAGAAUGCAUUUAAUAUUCCAGCAAAAACUAAUGAAGAUUUACAUAUACAGCUAACUCAUUUACUGCAAAUUAAUAAAAGACUUCAAGAGCAGAUUGAUCGCUGCCUCUGGUUCCAGCAGUUGUCUGUUGUUUUAUCAUUACUAUCUAUUACUGUCGUUGCCUUCUGCUUCUACCUGGUAUAUACCCAGAGAAGCUAAAAAGAGCUGCUGUGCACUGGAUGUGCUGCCUGUCGUGGUUGGUUGGAGUGGAAGGGAUUGCAGUGCUGCGUUCGGAUUCUGGAACUGCCAAAAUGAGGUUCGUGAGCCCACAACAGUGAA
Messenger RNA from Mesitornis unicolor (brown roatelo), 1650 nucleotides. It is a transcript of the gene MOSPD2, whose product is annotated as motile sperm domain containing 2. The record is from RefSeq and is a predicted model, not a curated record. The transcript is spliced from 14 exons. Bases 166 to 1530 code for a protein of 454 amino acids. Lineage: Eukaryota; Metazoa; Chordata; Aves; Mesitornithiformes; Mesitornithidae.